Molecule: messenger RNA, 819 nt
Organism: Moesziomyces antarcticus
Lineage: Eukaryota; Fungi; Basidiomycota; Ustilaginomycetes; Ustilaginales; Ustilaginaceae
Exons: 2
Coding region: 1-819 (272 amino acids)
Source: RefSeq, a predicted model, not a curated record
AUGCAGCUCAGCCUGUCAGCCGUCUCGCUUAGAUCGAAGGGAUGCGUUGCUCUGGUAGGGCUUCAUCCAACUCGGCUGCUGCUGCGGGCGGCGCACGCUCCCAUCGGCGCUUCGCUGUCGGCGCGAUCCGCACCGGCGCUGGUCCGAACGCAUCUCGCCCUCGCCGUCAUCUCGCGCAGAUUGGUCUCCGCAUCGGAAGCACAUCUGCCACCUCCUUUCUCGCAAGCAUCUUGGUCGAGCAUCUGGGCGAGCAUGACGGGCUCCGAGACCGCACGCGCGGUGCUGUUCGUGAGCCUCGCCAUCCUGGGCUGUCUCAUCCGCACGUACAUCCGCACCGCCAACGGCGAAAAAGAAGACGAGGUGCAUUUCUGGUCGUCGCGCUUCAGCCAGCUCGCGGACGCGCCACCGUCGCCUGCGCCAGCCGCUCCCGUCGGCCAGGUGCGCCCGCGCAGCACCAACACGUCGAGCGGCGAGGUGAGCCAGGCAGUGUCGGUGCUGCAUGACCAGCCGCCGCGGUUUGCGCCCUUCCUCGCCGACAGUGUCGAGCCGCAGCACGAGGAGGUGCCGUUGGCACCGGUGGCGUGCCAGGGCGCCGAGAUCGACGAGGCGUAUGAGGACUGGGCGGCCAUGCACCAUGCUAGGGGCGCCGUGUCCGAGGAUGCCGAGGCGAGCAUCGACAAGCUGUGGCAAAGCAGGCAGCUGCAAAAGGCCAUGGGAGUGCAUGCGCUCCCGCAUCUCGAACCGCUAGGCACGAGCGGAGCCAACACGCCCACCAUCUGGACCUCCCACUUUCCCCCCGCUCAACUUCGUCCCUACUAG